AUGCAAGUCAGUGGGCACCAACAACAGGUCGAUACCACAGAAACAAUACUGACAAUGGCGGUAGAGGACGUUGAUGCCACCUCGCUGAUGCCUCUGGACACGCCCAUCCUCAAGGUCUCACGGCCUGUGGCUGCGUGUUCGAGAUGUCGGAACGCGAAGAUCAAAUGUGAUGGCAAAUUGCCAGCCUGCACUUCUUGCGAGAAGAACGGACGAUCAGCUGAGUGCACGAGCACAAACGACCAGUUCGCACGAGGCAAAGAACGAAGCUAUGUCGCCACUCUGGAGACCAGAAUCGACAAGCUACAGGCCAAACUGGAGGAAGCGCGCGCCAGAAAACCUUCGACGAUAUCGGUUCCGGACGAAGACAUGGCACCCACUCGUCGACCUUCAUACCAGGUUCAGGAGCCACCAACACCAAACACGACCAAGGCCAUGCGCCGCAAAGAAGCCAACGAUGUAGAUGACCUCGUCGGAGAUUUUGGUUUUCUGUCAGUCAACGCUACUGCCAGAGACUUCUAUGGCUUCACCACCGCCAUGUCAUAUGCACGUCUCAUUACCUGGGCGUGCUCCAAAGAGCCUCUUCCCGAAGGUAUGACUCAACCACUUCCACCACGACAUACCGCCACCUCGCUGGUCCAGCACUAUCUUGGCAAUGUCUUCAUGUUACUGCCAGUAUUUGAUGAAGCGAGCUUUUAUGGAUCUGUAGACAGUGUCUACUCAAAGCCAGUGUAUCAAGCUGAACCACAGGAUCAUUUCCUUGUCAGGAUGGUGCUCGCGAUCGCAAGCGCAUCGAUGUCUGAGCAGCGAGGCGAUCAGCGUUACAUGGAAUCUGUUGGCCACGUGUGUGCAGCUCUCGAGCACGCUGAAGAUGUCUUACAUCCUGGUACUAUCAGUGGUAUCCAGGCACUCGUGUUGCUUACGGAGUAUGCGAUGUUAGACCCACACCACUUCGACUCCUGGGGAUUGAUCGGUGCAGCGUCAAGAGCUAUGGUCGAUCUCGGCAUGCACCAAGAUCCGCCCAAAGGCACGCCCAUGCCUAGAGGGAAGCUUGAGCUACGAAGGCGAGUAUAUUACUGUGUGUAUGCUCUGGACCGAUCUACCUCGCUUGUGCAGACAAGGGCAUUCUCAUUUGGGGAUGAUAGCGCCAAGGUGAAGGUUCCCUUCAGCAAACAGCCGGCAUCUAAUCCCACAUCACCAGCGGCAAAUGCAUCAAAGCAAAUAUGGCUCAAGUCACAUGAAGAAGCAUUGCAGCUCAUCACCCUGCGGAAGAUACAAUCACAAUGGUACACGGAUCUGUUCCAGACUGGCCGCACACGAUGGGACGAACCAUAUCCAUACAUCUGGAGCACCUGCGAGUCCAUGCGCAAAUGGUUCGAAGGCCUGCCUUCCUCGACUUCCAGGAACAGCCGCGCGUUCUUCGAGCUCGACCUUUUGUACUCCUAUGUCUAUGUGCUCUCACCUUCGCCAAGGGUGCCAGUCAUCAGUCCUUUUGCCCAAAAGCUGAUCUUCGAGUACUGCAUCCAGUACGCUGAUCUCAUGCUGCGCCUGAUCAGCGAUCCUGCUUACACUGCUCCACUAACGUUCUAUGAUGCCAUGAGGGUCUACAUGACUGGACGACAAUUUCUUGACGUCUUGCAACACAACCUUGAUGGACUUUUGAAUGGUACUCUGCCACCACAUCCAGAGGUUAAACCCACGGCCGCUCCUCCGCCACCUAUGCCGGUACCUCAGCUGCCGCCUGGAGAGACAGUGCUACGCUUCAAUAUCAUGCGAAGCAUCGGUUGCAUCAGGCAGAUUACUGAAUGCUUGGCUCGCUUCGGCAUCCGAUGGGGUUACAUGAGCUGGAACCAACGAUACCAAGCUGAGACGACCGACAUGCUCAAUGAACUCAAUUCGCGUUCAAGAGAGCUUGAAGGUCCGCGACGUCAGAGCAUGUGGCAACACCACAACUCUACAGGAUCGAUAGGCAGUACGCAAGGUGGAAGUCAACAGUAUUCGUCGCCUCCAACUGUGCUCACACCACCAGGAGGCAUCUGCCAGCAGAAUCCAUUCUCUGCUCCACAGCAGACUUCUGGCGUCACUCAUGCUCAAAUGGCUCCCCAAGUCAGCCCACCACUAUACCAUCAACAGAACGUCGGACCUGCAGAUUACAACAUGGCACAAUUCAUGGCAAACCAAGGUGUGCAGCAACAGCAGCCACAUUUUCAGCAGCCGGUCUUCGACUUUAGUCAAGCGCCAACGGCAGAACAGCAGCAACAAUACAGUGCGUUCCAAGGCGGUGCGCAUCGACCAAGUGCGCAGUUUGCAGCUUGGGGAGGGUAUGGUGGACCUGGUGGUCAGCCAGACACUUUGGACGAAGAGAACGCUGUACCUCCCAAUGCCAACCCUUGGAACAUUGAUGUGAAAUGA
Molecule: messenger RNA, 2409 nt
Organism: Fulvia fulva
Lineage: Eukaryota; Fungi; Ascomycota; Dothideomycetes; Mycosphaerellales; Mycosphaerellaceae
Product: Positive regulator of purine utilization
Exons: 4
Coding region: 1-2409 (802 amino acids)
Biological process (GO): DNA-templated transcription; positive regulation of transcription by RNA polymerase II
Molecular function (GO): zinc ion binding; sequence-specific DNA binding; DNA-binding transcription factor activity, RNA polymerase II-specific
Source: RefSeq, a predicted model, not a curated record